AUGAAGGAAGUAAAUGCCCGCAUAGACCAAAUCCCGGGUGCGCCACCAAUAUUGAAAGGCCCGGACUCAAAGAAGUAUACUAAAUUUCCGUACAAGCCGAGCGCAGCACCAGAACUAAUCCCGAAGCGGUUCAAAAUGCCAAAAAUGCCAAAGUAUAACGGUACUUCAGACACACAGGAGCAUAUUACCACCUACACAAUAGUGGGUGAAUACCAUGGGACGAACGGCCACCGAACAGGGGACUGCCGACACCUACAGGAGGAAGUGGCAACAACAUUGAAGAGUAGUCACCUCAGAGAAUUCUUGAGUGACCGAGCUAAGAACAAUUAUGGUCAUAACAGAGACAACACAAAACCUUCGAAAGCAGGAGAAGAACCCCCACGCCAAACGAUCAAUAUGAUCUUUAGAGGGAAUGAGAUUAACAGGGUUACCUUUUCAGCGGCAAAAAAGACGAAAGUAUCAAUAAUUCAUAGCAAAAGACUCCAGGAAGACGAUACCACUUUCACGAAAGAGGACGCAGAUGGAUUGCUGUUACCACACAACGAUGCACUGAGAGUAUUGGAGCAAGCUGAACUCACCAAAAGCAUUAUUGUGGCAACAAAGCUCCUCGCUGGAUUCAACCUCGCGAGCGUGAUGACCCCGGGAGAGAUUUUUCUGCUCACGAAUGCUGAAGGAGUAAUGAAAACAACUCUCUUCGAAGUUUUAGACGGUGACAUGGGAUACAAUAUCAUCCUGGGAAGGCCAUGGCUACACGAGAUGAAAGUUGUGCCCUCGAUAUAUCACCAAUUGUUGAAGUUUCCAAAACCCGAAGGAAUCAAGCAGAUAAGGAACCAGCAGCAAAAGAGAUGA
Molecule: messenger RNA, 849 nt
Organism: Nicotiana attenuata
Lineage: Eukaryota; Viridiplantae; Streptophyta; Magnoliopsida; Solanales; Solanaceae
Exons: 3
Coding region: 1-849 (282 amino acids)
Source: RefSeq, a predicted model, not a curated record